UCUCACUCACAGUGACACAGUCAGUCCUUUCGAAUUAAAUACACAGGGGAGCCGCACAGGAAGGAACCAUUCAGCCCAGGCAGAGUGCAUUGGCACUUAGUCCCCGGGCAAGCAAUCAGACAGACCAAGGAGCCUGCGAGGGAGAAGCUGAUGAAAUACCUGGGAGCAGACAAUGAUCGAGGGAUCUUACUUCCUGCUGUUCCUCCUCCAAGCUGGACUGGCACAAGAGUGGAAAUCGCACAGUCCUCGUAAGGUGACAGCGCAGAAAGGUUCCUGUGCUCAGAUUCCAUGUAAUUACAGUUAUCCAUCACAUCUGGCAAACCAACCACGAAUCGGAAUCUGGUUUUAUCAAACAGGAUCUAAUCAGUGGUCGACAGCCUUUCAUUCCCAGUAUCGGAGUUAUGAGGCAACUCAGUUCCGCAAUCGGACCCAGCUGUCUGGAGACCUGAAAGAUGGAGACUGUUCCCUGAUUAUAAACAACAUCAAGCGGGGAGAUUCAGGAUUUUAUUAUUUCAGAGUGGAAUUUAAUGAUACGGAAAAAUAUAGAUACAAACCUGCAACCCAGCUUCAAGUUUCUGCUGGGCCAUCACAAGAGUGGAAAGGCAGUACUCCUCGAGAGGUGAUAGUGCAGGAAGGUUCCUGUGCACAGAUACCAUGUCGUUACAAUUAUCCAUCAUGUCUGAAAAAUCAACCACGAGGUGGAAUCUGGUUUAAUGGAGAGACUGAGAAGUUACGGACUCACAUAGCCUUUCACUCCAAGGAUCCCAAUCACAAAUCACGAGGGUUCCGCGAUCGGACCCAGCUGUCUGGGGACCUGAAAGAUGGCGACUGUUCCCUGAUUAUAAACGACAUCAAGCGGGAAGAUGCAGGGCCUUACUUUUUUAAAGUAAAGUUUGACAACGGUCCGAGUCAUCACUAUUAUCCUGUAACUCAGCUUCGUGUUUCUGAUUUUACAGAUAAACCCACGAUAUUCCCCGUGCAAAUUAUUGCAGGAAUGCAUGUGAGAUUAAGGUGCACUUUCAACACAACAUGCAUUGGAACAGCACCCACCCUAACCUGGGACACUCCUACCAUCGUACGUGGAUUGGUCUCAAACACUAUAACUCAGCAUGGUGUCACUCUGACCUAUACUUCUGUUCUGAGCCUGACACCAUUACUCAGACACCAGGGACAAUCUCUAACCUGCAGAGUGAGUUAUUCAACCGUUUCAUCAGAGCAGACCUUCGUACUGACAGUGCAAUAUGCACCAGAGGAUCUCACAAUUACCUCCCUCAAUAGGAUGAAAGAUUCAUCAAUCAGUACAAUCAAGGGGGAGUCUGCAGUGAUAAUCUGCUCUGUCAGGAGCUUCCCAGCUUCUAACCUGAUGUGGAGACAUCUUAAUGCCAUCAUGAAUAGAACAAGUUUCAGCAAUGAGCUGUGGUUGGUGAUUCCUAAUGUUACAUCCAGGGAGGCUGGAGACUAUCAGUGUGUGGCAGAGAAUGAACAUGGAACAGUGGAAGACUCCCUAACUAUCACUGUGGAAUAUGCGCCAGAGAAUCUCACAAUUACUUCCCUUGACGGGAUUAAAAAUUCAUCAAUCACUAUAACUGAGGGAGAUUCUGUUUUGAUAACCUGCUGUGUCAAGAGCUUCCCAGCUUCAAACCUGAUGUGGAAACAUCUUGGUGUCACAAUGUACAGCACAAGUUCCCACAAUGAGCUGUGGUUGGAGAUUCCUCACGUUACUCCCCGAGACACUGGAGACCAUCGGUGUGUGGCGCAGAAUGAGCAUGGAACAAUGGAAGGCUCCUUAUCCAUCACAGUACAAUAUCCCCCACAGGAGACCACAGUGUCCAUCAGUGGAGCAUCAGGUGGGAUCAGAGAGGGGCAGAAUGUCACAUUAACCUGCUCCAGUGAAAGUGUCCCACCAAUAUCUCACUACAGUUGGUUUAGGACUGAGGGAACCACCAGCAUCCAGUUAAACACAAGCAGCCAGAUUCUCUCCAUCGCUCCAGUCACACGAGGGAAUAUUGCAGGGUUCUACUGCACAGUGACAAACCCAUUGGGCAACAGCAGCUCCAACAUGACUCACCUGAAUGUGGAAUAUAAGCCAGAAAUUUCUCAAGAAUCGAAAUGUGCAGAGAGGGCAGAGGGGAUCACCUGCGUCUGUGCGGCCAACUCCAACCCUCCGGCAAAUAUCACCUGGCACCUUUCCCAUGCCAACCUCAGCGGUAACCAAACACAUGGAGGGUUUAUGUCUGAGCAGCUCCGAGAGGGGCAUCUGGUGAAGGGAUUCCUGAUCCUGAUGGGACACCAGGAUGAAGAGGAAGUGGUGGUAUUCUGCUCAGUUCAAAACCCCCACGGGACAUCCUUGUUCAAGGCCUACCAGUGGCUCAAAGGUAGAAAUUCCAAGAAAUGGACAUUGGGAUUAGUCGUGGCUGGAAUCGUAUUGAGUGUUUUCCUGGCUGGAAUCUUAAUUUUCCUGUGCAUGCGAAAGAGAAAGCCAGCGAAUAAGGAGGCACCUUCAAAGACCAAUGACGCUGUAAUGAUCUACAGUCAAAUCUCGGUGAAGCACAAGGGUUCACGGAACAGGAUACUUACUGACCCUCAGAUCCCAACCAGGGACACAGCUGGAGAGAUUCGACAAGCUCGCCAGCAUGUCUUUGGAGGUCCAGUGGGAGAAGCCGCUACACACCCUGAUGGAACUGAGGACGUUGUCUAUGCCAAUACCAACUUGUCAAAGCUGCCCUGCGGUGACGGGACCAUACAGAGGGGCGAGGAAACAGAAUACGCAGAGAUCAGAUUCCAGCCCCAAACCGAGGGAAAAACAGGGAGGAACAUGUGAGGGGUAGUUGCAGCUGUUAAGGUUAAAUAACAAUGAAGAGAAAAUGACAUUGUCUAACUUUGUUCUGAGACUGGAACACUCCACUUCGAGCUUUGCAGUUUCUAAAACACUGAGAAAUUACACAAAGUCUUCAGCUUCUGUACACGUGAUUAAACCACUCAGACACA
Molecule: messenger RNA, 2988 nt
Organism: Hemiscyllium ocellatum (epaulette shark)
Lineage: Eukaryota; Metazoa; Chordata; Chondrichthyes; Orectolobiformes; Hemiscylliidae
Product: sialic acid-binding Ig-like lectin 10
Exons: 12
Coding region: 173-2821 (882 amino acids)
Source: RefSeq, a predicted model, not a curated record